UCACGGGCUUUUGAGGAUUUCAUUAGCUUCUUCUUCUUCCUCCCCCUCCUCCUCUUCUUCUUUAAGUCCCUCUGGGACUUCCAUCGUCUCAUCUUUCCACUCAGUCCCCGUCAUCUGACUCGUGACACUCGGAGCUCUCUGUAUAAAUAACGUCUCGCAUCAAGAGGCGCUGCCAAAAAGACCCCAGAAGAGACGAAGGUUCACGUGAGACUCGUCUUCGUCAGCUCGAGCACUUUCUAGAUCCUCCCCUCAAGAAGAAGAACAAUGGAGCACCUGGAGAACUCCACCGCGUCCCCCGAGCGGCUCUUCGUGCACACGCAGAGCACCGCGCGCUCCCAGGCGGGCAAAGGCGACGGGAACGCGUACCUGUACAUCCUGAUCGUCAUGUCCUUCUACGGAAUCUUCCUCUGCGGUAUCAUGCUGGGCUACGUGCGCUCCAAACGGCGGGAGAAGAGGAGGACCAACGUGUUCACGCGCCUCGUGCACGAGGAGGAGCAGCGGGAGUGGGGCGCGCGACCCAAGAAACACAGCCUCGCGUUUCCCGCCGCCGUCUCGGAGCUGCGCGCGGUGCAGCUGUCCAUCCCCUUCUGCGGUAGUAGUAGCCACGGCAACCAAUUCGGGCACCUGCACUGCGCGAGCGCGCCGCCGUCCCCGCUGGCGUGCACGCUGUGCGCAGAGCAGAACAGCGUCAGCUCGCUGUGCUCGUCCGCGGACACGCGCUGCGCCAUCGAGGAGGAGGAAUCAGACGUCGGCGCGGAGGCCGCGAAGGGAGGGGCCAGAAACGGCGUGGAUGAUUCGUGCUGAACCUCCUCUAGAAAAUACCCGAAAGAGGAGAACCCCACCUGCAGAGGAGACCACGUGACGCAGGCGGUCCAAUCAGAACACCAGCAGUUUGCCAUCAAUAAGAAGAAGAAAAAACUCCAUCAAUCAUCCACGAUAUGAUAUCCAUGAAAGGGGCGGGACCAGUCAGGCCACAUAGGAGGUCUAUGUGACGUGUGUUAGAUUACUGAUAGGUGGAGGGGCGGGGAGGGGUCGUGGCGAUUUAUUUUAAAGUGUCUUAACUGAUUCUUAAUGUGUGUUUUCAUAAAUGAUGAGAUCUAGUGAGAGUGAAAGCUCACCAUAGGCCAGCACAGUCACACACACACACACACACACUCACGCACACACACAGUCACACAGUCACACACACUCUCACACUCACUCACACAUACACGUACACACACUCACACACACACACACACAUACACACACAUACAUGUACAUACACACACUCACACACUCACACACGCACGUACUCACACACACACUCACACACAUACACACUCAGAUACACACACACACUGAUAGCUGCUGGAACAUCUAAAUAUGUCUUUAAAAAACACCUAAAUAAUACAAUAUGAUAUUAAAAUGCAACAUUGUCUCCUCUUCUUCUUUAACUGAUGACUCACCCUGCAGGGCGGAUGGAGAGACUUUUCGGGGGGGGGGGGGGUAUUCGGACUGAACUUGACUUGCUCUUGGCCCCCAGUCUCUGGAACGUACCUGGAACCCACUUGAAGGAUUUGUCGAGCCUCUAUAUAGAGAUGUGUGUGUGUGUUUGUGUGCGUGUGUGUGUGGCUCCGUGAUGCAUUUAUAGGUUUGCAUAUUGUUUCUAUGCCUUUUGGCUUCAUUUGAAUCUUUUGCAGUGUUUCAGAAAACCAAAAUAAAAUGAAUUGAAUAUGA
Messenger RNA from Pseudoliparis swirei, 1719 nucleotides. RefSeq names its product potassium voltage-gated channel, Isk-related family, member 4 (gene kcne4). Lineage: Eukaryota; Metazoa; Chordata; Actinopteri; Perciformes; Liparidae. Gene Ontology annotation, cellular component: membrane. The record is from RefSeq and is a predicted model, not a curated record. Bases 265 to 804 code for a protein of 179 amino acids. Gene Ontology annotation, molecular function: transmembrane transporter binding; delayed rectifier potassium channel activity; potassium channel regulator activity. The transcript is spliced from 2 exons. Gene Ontology annotation, biological process: ventricular cardiac muscle cell action potential; regulation of heart rate by cardiac conduction; negative regulation of delayed rectifier potassium channel activity.